Molecule: messenger RNA, 2539 nt
Organism: Macaca mulatta (Rhesus monkey)
Lineage: Eukaryota; Metazoa; Chordata; Mammalia; Primates; Cercopithecidae
Source: RefSeq, a predicted model, not a curated record
GGGGAUGUAAAGGCAGUUAUCUUACCUAGAGGCGGUUAAAAGUGUGGUAAUCCAUUCAGGAGCUCCAUCUAACUGGGUAGGCGUGGGAGAAGGAGGCCUCUGAGAGCAACCCAGGCGGGCCCCCUCGCUUGAGGCAUGUCAGUGGACUCAGUGUUGGAGUAAGAGGGAUGUGGAAGGGAGCAGUGGGGUGGGGCCGCUUUUGCUAGGGAUGGUGGAGAGGAGGCAAAGAGAACAGACUGUGCCCUCUGACUGUCCCUGAAGGCUAGGCCCGGCCACAGAAGCUGUGCUAGUGGUCCUGUUCACUCGCCCUUUGCGGGUGAGUAGAUAGAAUUUCCUUCUCUAAUUAACAGCUAAGUCAACAGCCCAUUGUUUGCUGUGGCUGUAAUCAGAAAAGGAUUCCUAUGAAGGUUGCCAAGUGGUUCCUCCCCACUUUUUGUUCACUCUUAACAUCCACCUGCUUCCCAAAGUGACCUGCUCCCCCUCCUUGGGCUGCACUGGGGAGGGCGGGCACUAGGGUGGGGAGGGGGCGAGCCCCACAACCCAUAGGGCAGCGCAUAGUGGCACCAUGUAUAGGAGAGAGUGAAAGGGAUGGGGGUGGCAUUUUCUUCCAGUGGAGUUGUGGGGAGAUGACCUAACAUAAGCGCGCCCCUGCUCCGCCCUGGCGAGCCGGGCAAAGCUGGAGUGAACCGAGCUGAGCCUGGGCCGCAGCACCCCGAGGUUGGAGACGCUGCGGUCAGGAAGCACCAAGAGGAUGGAGCCGUUUUCCCCUUCAGAGUCUGUCAUCUGAACCAUGAGGAUCUGGUGGUUUCUGCUUGCCAUUGGAAUCUGCGCAGGGAACAUAAGCUCACAGAACACAUGCAGGCAAGGGCACCCUGGCAUCCCUGGGAACCCCGGUCACAACGGUCUGCCUGGAAGAGAUGGACGAGACGGAGUGAAGGGUGACAAAGGGGAUGCAGGUGAGCCAGGACGUCCCGGCAGCUCGGGGAAGGAUGAGACGAGUGGAGAGACAGGAGAACGAGCAGCAGAUGGAAAAGUUGAAGCAAAAGGCAUCAAAGGUGAUCAAGGUUCAAGAGGAUCCCCAGGAAAACAUGGCCAGGGGCUUGCAGGGCCCAUGGGAGAGAAAGGCCUCCGAGGAGAGACUGGGCCUCAGGGGCAGAAGGGGAAUAAGGGUGAUGUGGGUCCCACUGGUCCUGAGGGGCCAAGGGGCGACAUUGGGCCUUUGGGCCCAACUGGUUUACCAGGUUCCAUGGACCCUAUUGGAAAGCCUGGUCCCAAGGGAGAAGCUGGACCCAUCGGGCCCCAGGGUGAGCCAGGAGUCCGGGGAAUAAGAGGCUGGAAAGGAGAUCGAGGAGAGAAAGGGAAAAUCGGUGAGACGCUAGUCUUGCCAAAAAGUGCUUUCACUGUGGGGCUCACGGUGCUGAGCAAGUUUCCUUCUUCCGAUGUGCCCAUUAAAUUUGAUAAGAUCCUGUAUAACGAAUUCAACCAUUAUGAUAUAGCAACGGGGAAGUUCACGUGCCACAUUGCUGGGGUCUAUUACUUCACCUACCACAUCACUGUUUUCUCCAGGAAUGUUCAGGUGUCUUUGGUCAAAAAUGGAGUAAAAAUACUGCACACCAAAGACGCUUACAUGAGCUCUGAGGACCAGGCCUCUGGCGGCCUUGUCCUGCAGCUGAAGCUGGGGGAUGAGGUGUGGCUGCAGGUGACAGGAGGAGACAGGUUCAAUGGCUUGUUUGCUGAUGAGGACGAUGACACAACUUUCACAGGAUUCCUUCUGUUUGGCAGCCCGUGACCGAGGAGAGCUGAUGGAUCGGCCACAGCAUCCAUCAGAAUCAGCUUGGUGACGAACUGACUCAGAUGGUUUUACUUUACUAAUUCCUCCAGUUAUUACAAUAAUCAUAAAAAGGUGAAAACGGAAAAGUUAUUCCCAAAACUGAUUCUGUCUAACUUACUGUCUUUCCAGGAGUAAAUAUUGAAAAUAGCUGCAUGGUUUAUUCCAAUUUACUUCACAUUUCUUAUUCCUAUUAUCUGGAGAAUCCUCUGCCUGUGUGUUUCUUGUGGGAAGAGUGUUUUGAUCCCAUUUGAGUGCUCUGAGGAGUCAUGUGAGGAUGUAUCCCUCAUCUGUGUUUCUGAGGACAGUAAGGGGAAAGUAAAGGGAAAUCUUUAUUCCAUUCAGUACUAGUAACAGCUUUAAGUUGGUGAUGCUGUCACGCUCCAGAAAGCUGUAGACACUGCUCAUUUUGUCUUUUUUUAACAAAUUAUUUUUAAGUCCUGGGAUACAUAUGCAGAACGUGCUGGUUUGUUAUAUAGUAAACAUGUGCUGUGGUGGUUUGCUGCAUCUAUCAACCCGUCACCUAGGUAUUAAGCCCUGCAUGCAUUAGCUAUUUGUCCUGGUGCUCUGCCUCCCACUUUGCUCAUUUUCUAACCUAGGUUUUAAUCACCAUUCCAUCCAACAAAUCAUUGUUUGAUCAUUAUUUGCCAGUGGUGAAUCUCUGUUUGUUUUCUAGGAUUGCCCUAAUAAAGUACACAAAGUGAGAGUCUU